AUGAACUUCACCAAGCUCAGCAGUCGACGAAAGUCAGACUCGAGCUCACUCAGCACUCAAUCAUCCACCUCGUCAAUCGAUCUGACCCUGGCGUCGACCACACUACCUCUUGCUCCUCGCGAAGACGACUACAACAUGUCUGAGGAGACACGUCAGAAGACCUUGUUGGCCAAGUGCAAGCGUGCCAACAAAGAGCCAUGGAAGAGUGCAAAGGCCCUGCCAUCUCGUGAUUGA
This is a messenger RNA of Lecanosticta acicola, 234 nucleotides long. Lineage: Eukaryota; Fungi; Ascomycota; Dothideomycetes; Mycosphaerellales; Mycosphaerellaceae. The record is from the annotation of a GenBank genome assembly.